AUGUUUUCUCUUCAUGAGCUGUUAGGGGCUUUACCACAUGUCCUUUCUGGGAAGUUUCUCCUGGGUGUGAUAUUUUUAUAUCUUCUAUAUGGACUCUCCGUCUGCAUUUACCGCGUAACGCUUCACCCGCUCGCUCGUUUCCCUGGCCCCAAGCUCGCAGCCGCAACCUUUUGGUACGAAUUCUAUUAUGAUCUGUUUCCACGGAAACUACAGUACCUAUGGAAGAUUGAGGAGCUACACAAAAGAUAUGGACCAAUCGUUCGCAUUAACCCAAUUCAUCUUCACAUCAAUGAUCCCGACUACCUGGACGAGAUAUAUGCCGGAGGCAAGCGAAAGCGCAACCGGGACCCGUGGUACUAUCGCUCGGAGCCAAAUGGACCUCUUGGCUGGUCCGUAUUCCAGGCCGUCGAGCACGAUGUCCACCGAAUUCGUCGGGCGGCGUUGAGCCCUUUUUUCAGUAAGCGCUCCAUCCAACAACUCGAGCCCAUGGUGGUAGAAAAAAUCGAAGCUCUUUCCAAUCGUUUCGGAGCCGCUGCGCGCACCGGUGAAAUCGUUCCUCUCACAUACGCCUGCGGUGCCUUGACAAUGGAUGUUAUCUCGGCAUAUGCAUUCGGCGCGGAGACCGGCAACAUGGAACGCCAGGACUAUGGCGCCGAGCAUCUCGACGCCUACAGUCAAUUAGGUCAGUAUGGGCCUUUCGGACGCCAGUUUCCUUGGAUUGCCAAAAUGUGUCUCACGGUUGUUCCGCCGAGCCUGAUGCAGCGAAUCAGCCCCGCCGCCGCCCUCAUUCCAAAGAACAGGCUGUUUUUCCGUGGUAUGAUUAAGGAUGCUAUAACCCAACAGGAGAAGGAAAAGAAGGACGAUCCCGAGAUCAUGACACAAGAGAAGAAGGCGAAAACUAUCUUUCAAGAUAUUGUUCAGAGCAAACUGCCCCCCAGUGAAAAAGCUCCAGCUCGCUUAGCAGCCGAGGCGAAUUUGUUGCUCAUCGCAGGCACUGAGACUACCGCCAGAACGCUUGCCGUUGUGCUCUUCCACAUCUUAGACAAUCCCACAGAGUUACAGCGGUUGCGAGAGGAGUUGGCUCCGCUUAUGCCUUCCCCUGGCGCGCGACUUCCCCUAGCUGCGCUAGAAGCUCUGCCCUUUUUUUCUGCCAUGAUCACCGAAGGUAUUCGGUUGGCUCAUGUGGUUUCAAGCCGGAUGCCUCGAUAUGCUCCAGAGGAGAACCUACAGUACGGCGAAUGGUUUAUACCUGCAGGCACUUGUGUGAUGCAGUCACAUUAUCUCCACCAUACAAACUCCAAAAUCUUCCCCGAUCCAUACUCAUUCAAGCCUCAGCGCUGGCUUGAUGACCCCGAACUACGGCCACGAUACUUUUUAGGCUUUGGUAGAGGCUCCAGAAUUUGCCUAGGCAUUAAUCUUGUAUAUGCCGAGCUUUACCUCUCCGUUGCACUUAUUUUAACACGAUUUGAUAUGGUCCUGCAUGAUACAGUCAGGGAACGGGACGUUGAUGUGAAGCGAGACUGUAUCAUUGGGCUCCCGAGUCCGGAGAGUCGAGGCAUUCGUGUGAAAAUCACGCGUGAUAGAGCAGUUUGA
Penicillium samsonianum is the source of this 1593-nucleotide messenger RNA. RefSeq names its product cytochrome P450. The transcript has 4 exons. Gene Ontology annotation, molecular function: heme binding; monooxygenase activity; iron ion binding. NCBI's taxonomy places the organism in Eukaryota, Fungi, Ascomycota, Eurotiomycetes, Eurotiales, Aspergillaceae. The record is from RefSeq and is a predicted model, not a curated record. The coding region runs from base 1 to 1593 and encodes 530 amino acids.